Seriola dumerili (greater amberjack) is the source of this 4253-nucleotide messenger RNA. It is a transcript of the gene p2ry6, whose product is annotated as pyrimidinergic receptor P2Y6. NCBI's taxonomy places the organism in Eukaryota, Metazoa, Chordata, Actinopteri, Carangiformes, Carangidae. The coding region runs from base 178 to 1290 and encodes 370 amino acids. The record is from RefSeq and is a predicted model, not a curated record. Gene Ontology annotation, molecular function: G protein-coupled UTP receptor activity; G protein-coupled UDP receptor activity; G protein-coupled ADP receptor activity. Gene Ontology annotation, cellular component: plasma membrane. Gene Ontology annotation, biological process: phospholipase C-activating G protein-coupled receptor signaling pathway; cellular response to pyrimidine ribonucleotide. The transcript is spliced from 4 exons.
CAGGAUCAGAGAAGAGUGUGUGAGUGUGUGUGUGUUUGUGUGUGUGUCUAGGAAGAGUGUGUGCAGCCACCGGAGCCGCUUCACAGCAGAGGAGAAGAAAGGAGCAGCACGAGUCUUUUCGCCAUGGCUAAGUCGCCAACUUUUUGAUGUUGCAACUGAAAUUUAUUGCAGUCAUUCAUGAAUGUGAAGAUGCCACUUUCUGACCCCACAGAUACCCUCAUCUCUAGAGCCUUCCCCUUGGACUUCUUUUCCACAAGUGUACACCCUACAGAGCCCUACACAGCGGACAGCUUUAUCGCCAGUGCCAGUAACAUCAGCAACACCAGCGGGAUAGGCAUCCUUCGCUGCACCUAUAAGGAAGACUUUAAACGUAUUUUACUCCCUGCUGUGUACACUUUUGUCUUCCUGCUCGGCCUUCCUCUCAAUGCUGUUGUCAUACUGAAAAUAUGGAGGACGAGGCCCAAUCUGUCCAAAAACAACAUCUAUAUGCUCAACUUGGCUAUAGCCGACUUUCUGUAUGUGAUGUCACUGCCCUUGCUCAUCUACAACUACGCCAGUCAUGACUACUGGCCCUUUGGGGAGUUUGCCUGUAAGCUGGUCCGGUUUCAGUUCUACAGUAAUCUGCAUGGCAGCAUCCUCUUCCUCACCUGCAUCAGUGUGCAGCGCUAUGUUGGCAUUUGCCAUCCUUUUGCGAUGUGGCACAAGCAGGGUGGUCGCAAGAUGACGUGGUGUAUCUGUGUAGGGGUUUGGCUGGUUGUCGCCAUCCUAUGUGCGCCAACGAUUCACUUCGCUGCGACAGGAAUCCAGCGCAACCGCACAGUGUGCUAUGAUUUAAGUCCACCAAAGCUUUCAGUAGACUACUAUCCUUAUGGCAUGACUCUGACCUGCCUUGGCUUCUUGUUGCCUUUUAUGGGUGUGAUGGUGUGCUACUGCCGGAUGGCCCAGAUCCUCUGCCGCCCAGUGUCCUACCAGGGUGUCUCCAUGGCGACUGGGGAGAAACGGGACAAGGCUGUGAGGAUGAUCAUUGUGGUGGCGGCAGUGUUCUGCAUAAGCUUCCUGCCAUUUCACCUCACCAAGACCAUGUACCUGGUCAUACGCACUCUGCCCAGUGCGCCCUGCGAGACGAGGAACUUGUUUUCAAUCAUCUAUAAGAGCACCAGGCCGUUCGCCAGCAUGAACAGCUUCCUGGACCCUAUUCUGUUUUACUUUACUCAGCCACAAUACCGACAGAGCACCAGAAGGUUUGUACUUAGAGUCACCACUCUCAGGGACAAGGGCACCAGUGUGUGAGCAAACAGGAAAUCAUAUUUUGCAACAGUGUUUCUUAAAGUCUUGUUGGUACACCAGUGACGGAUCCCGCUGCAAAGUGGUACAUGUAUUGGUUGCUGAGUUCUUCAAACACUGUUCCUCAUUUUAUUGUACAUGUAUUGAAAGCUGCUCUUCAAGCUUUUAACUGUUACUCACUGUAACAAAGAAUUGUACCUUCCUAAGAGGAUCUAACAAAGAUUUAGAGGGACUGGCAUAUCAAGAAGCCUUCUGAAAUACAGCAUGAAGGUCGUGAUCUUGUAAUGUGGAAGGUAAACAGACUGAAAAAAGUAUGAGGUGAAAAAUCAUAUCCUCCUCCUACUUACAUUAUCUUGAAUUGGCCUUACCCAGCACAGACUAUGGGUGAAUUCAUGCAUUUUGGACACUUGUUGAUUCUGUAAUGUCUUUAUUUAAUAAUUUUCUUGGCUGAGGAAUACAUGUGCUGAUUAUAUUGUCAGCAUUUCAAGGCAUUCACAUUGUGCAUUAUCUGUGAGAUGUUUGCUUUUAGCCUCUGCUGCACUGGGUAGUAAAGAAGAAGCUUUUAUCUUUUUCUUUUUUUUUUUGUAAAUUAGAUUUUUUUUUUUUUUUUUUUGUUUCACACUGUGAAUUGUACAGUAAAGAAAUAAAUCCUCUAACAUAGUAACUCCAGCAGGUCCCCACAGAUUAUGCAGGACUUUGCAUUGAAGAGGAUUUUUAGAUACAGUUGAUAUGGAGAUAUGCAUGGUGAAAGAGAGAAGGACAGAACAACUGAUUAAACUUUUUGGGAUAAAAUUAUUACUAGUAAGCCAUGUAAAAUGCUAAAAUUGACUGUAAAUGUUUAUGGCUGCAUGAAGUACUUGUGUGUGGAAAUGAACUGGUACUGGGGAGAAACACACUGCAAAAACAGAAUUGCAAAAACAUAGCAGUUGAAGUAGUGAGAAUAAGAUUGAAAUGAAUAAUGUACGUGCAUUUUUAUUCAAAUUAGAAUUAUACUUUCACAUGAAGGUCUCCACUGUUUUUCCCUUCAAAUGACAUGUUUCAACAAGAUUCAAGCUGUAAAGCCUGUUGUUGCAUGUUUUCACCACUGGAUGGUGUUUGCGCCCUACUACUGGAACAGCACUGCACUGAAAUGUUGGCUCUGUCCUUUCUAAAAAGGGGUUCUUUAUUUACAUGUUAUCCAGUAAAGAUUAAAUCCAAUUUACAACUGUUAGGGGUAAACAGAUGCCAACAAAACUGUUCAGUAAAUAUCCAGCUCAUAGCACAUGAAAUAUGCCAUUAAUGUACAUUUUUUCCACAUAUUCUCUGAGUUCUCAUGUAAACAAAGGAAUCCAACAGAGGUGUCUAUACAUUGAUACAUUUUAAAUCCUUAUCAAACGCAUUAGAUGCUCAGAAGGAAGGAAAAAUGCAAUUUGUGAACCUUAGGGCAGCAGAAUCCUGCUGUUUUCCCACUUCCUGUGAGUGUGUGAAUCAUUCUCAUGAAAUUAGGAUUUCUAUCCCAAGAAAUCUGUCGAUGGAUGUACGGGUUAGAGAGAUAAUAGAAUAAUGAAAAGAUAGUAGGGAACGGAGAUGUUUCUGAAAAAACACUCUUAAAGGGGGUACCAUAGAGUGCCUGUGAGUUUUGUUGUACUUAGUUUACUGUUUUGAUAUCUCUAACCAGAUACAGGACAGUCUCAAUUUGUAAAGUCUGUACAAUGGAGGAAAUUGUCAUCUUAAACUUCCUCUACUGUUUCUUAUGGAGUUAUACCAUACUGAGUUUAUGGUUUGGUAAUCUGCAAUGUUCAUGAAAUGAACAUAAAUGCAUGUAAAUGGGAAGACUGAUGUUGUUUGUUGUUGCAUUUGUUGUGGUAUUUGUUGUAUUUUGUCAUGGAGUAGUGUUAAUUUAUAUGCUUUCAAAUUUUUUAUGUUUUUCUUUGUACUUAUUUGACCAGUUACAAACCGUAAUUUAUACAAACCGUAAAGAAAACAAUGGAAUUUAUCUUUUAUUGCUGCCCUUCAUGUUCCCUCAAUCUGUUUUGUCUAGACUGCAGUAGAGGCAGGUACUUUUUCACAACUUAAGUAAAGAUUUGUCUUCUCCGUGUAGCAUCCCUAGAAACAGUGAAUCUUAGCCCUGUGAUGAUAUUUCGACACUUCAGAUCUUAUUCCCAUAAGGAUUAGUAAAUCUUUGUAUGAAUUUGACCUCAUUUUGCAUUGCACUUAUGAGUAAUUGUGGUGUUUAGCUUAUGAGGUGAUUGGGUGGUGUUUGAUGCUGAAUGUGUUAACUGAAAUAAUUCAGUGCUGUUGUUCCAAAUUAAACUGAAAUGACUAAAAUAAUCUUUAUUUUAUUAGAAUAAUCUAACUGUACUACCUAAACAGUUCAAACGUGUAACUGCACUUUGAGUUUUUCACCCAUGAGGGAAAAAUAUUAUAAUUGUGAAUAUUGGUUUAAUGUGAACAUGUAAUUUUGAAGCAUUUUAGAUGCAAUGGACAUUUUGACCACAACAUGAGGUUAUGUGCUCUGUAAUGUGUGUAUGUCUGUACAGCGUGCAUAUUCAGUGAUGUAGUAAAUAGAAUAUUGUGCUCCUGGCUUCAGCAAAAAGUGGCCGCGCAGUCUUCUUGUUUUUGUGUCUGUUUGGUCAAAUAUUUACGAUAUUUUGUCUGAUUUAUUUUUUACACACAACUUUCUGUAACGUGUUGAGUGUGUGUGGUCAGUUUAGAGAGAUCCAGAUGUCUGUGUAUUGUGCCAACAUAUUUGUUUCAGUCAGUAUUAUUAAGAAGAACUCUUAUUUUUGUACAAUAAUGUAUCACAAAAAUAGAAUUUAUUUUUGUCAUGUAGAGAUAAUUAUGCUGAUGAAAUAGCAACAUUUAUGUUUUUUAGAUUUUUUUUUUUUUCUUGCCGUGCAGUCCCCUUGAGUUGCUUGUGAAAAUGUUUUGGUUGUUGUCAUAAUGUAAAACUAAAUGAAAGCAGGCAUUAAAAAAGUCAUUGUGAGCAA